AUGGAAUUAAAUCAACCAGCUGUGUAAAAAAUAUCCAAAUUUUAAUUAGCUAAAGAUAUUAUGAAAAUUGCUAUUCCUGGCAUGAUUGCGUCUAUGUCAUUCGGAUUAGUUGAAGCUAUGAAUCUUAUGUUUAUGGGGUAGUUUGGAGAUCCAACUCUUGUUGCAGGAGUCGGUCUAGGGAAUGUAUAUAUAAUGAUUUUUGGUAUACUAACGAUAUGUGGACUUAAUGCCAUUCUUAGUACUCUUAUAACAAAUAUUUUAUUAAUGGCUAUAUUCAUCAGUUUAGAAAAAGACCUUAAAGAAGCAUUUUUUUGGCCGAACAGAUAAUCAUUUAAUGGACUUUGGGAAUAUGUUAAAUUAGCAUUACCUUCAAUGUUACUCUGGAGUAUUUUUUCAUGGGCUUACUAGAUUUAGACAAUUAUAAUUAGUACUGUUUCGAAUGAUUUGGCCGCAGCUCAAUCUAUUAUUCAUAAUAUGAUAUUUCUACUUUACAUGAUGACAGUAGGUCUAACUAUCUCAUCUUCUGCCCUUAUAGGAAAAUCCAUUGGUUCAAACAACAUUCCUUAAGGUAAAGAUGUCUUAAGAGUUUUGAGCAUGAUUGGAGUUUCAUUGGGUAUAAUAUAAUGGUUUACAAUAUAAUAUUUCGGCAAAUAUUUAACUUCAGUGUUCACUAAUGAUGAGAAUAUUCAAUAAAUUAUUGGAAAUGUAACUUACUUGAUUUCUUUGAAUACAUUUUUUGGUUGUACUAGUGGAUGGCUAGUGGGAGUGAUUAGAGGUUUAGGUAUUUUGAAAUAAGCUACAGCAGGUAUAUUCGUAUUUUUCUAUAUAAUAGGCCUGCCACUUUAAUGCUAUUUACUCUUUUGUCUUGAACUUGGUAUUACAGCUAUUUGGGGAGGUAUUUUAGUUUCAUAAAUACUUUGCACCAUUUAUUACAUCUUCCUAAUAUUUUUCCUCUCAGAUUGGAAUCAAAUAGCCAGCGAGUCUAUACAAAGAUCUGAAAAUGAGAAGCUGUAGAAACAGAAAAAUGAUAUAGCGAAUGAUGAUAAAUAGAAUUAGAUUAAUGACAUGCUAAUACCUGCUAAAUUAAUUAACUCCUGA
This is a messenger RNA of Stylonychia lemnae, 1098 nucleotides long. The record is from the annotation of a GenBank genome assembly. NCBI's taxonomy places the organism in Eukaryota, Ciliophora, Spirotrichea, Sporadotrichida, Oxytrichidae.